Molecule: messenger RNA, 508 nt
Organism: Zea mays
Lineage: Eukaryota; Viridiplantae; Streptophyta; Magnoliopsida; Poales; Poaceae
Product: defensin-like protein P322
Exons: 2
Coding region: 60-362 (100 amino acids)
Source: RefSeq, a predicted model, not a curated record
CAUCCCAUUCUUACCAAAAUAAACAACGGCAAUACCUAUUAUAUUAAUAAUAUAAGCCAAUGAAGCCUUUCAUCUGCAGCAGCCAUUUCGUCGUUCUCGUUCUGUCCAUCGCCAUCGCCGCCGAGAUGGCGUCCGUCGAGGCAGGUGAUGACUGCUACCACCUGAGCGCAAAGUUCAAGGGGUGGUGCUUGUACCCGGACCACUGCGCGGACGUGUGCUCCACUGAGAGCGACAACAACCUUGGCGGCACGUGCCGCGGCUUCCCGUCUCGUUGCUACUGCAGGGCAUUAUUCUGCCCGCAGGGGCCAAAGGCUGCUCCUAGCACUAUUGCUGCUGCUAGGUCUCCUCCAACCAUUGGAUGAGCCCUGCCCUGAUUUUUUGCCUGGUUCCGGUCGGUAGCCUCGUAGUAGUAAUGUUUGUGGUUGGUGAGGAAGAUCAGUUCGUGACAAUGUAUUGCUGCGCUUCGAUCAGCAUCAGAAUAAAAAAAACAAAGACAUGUUUGGCUGCA